Molecule: messenger RNA, 127 nt
Organism: Racocetra persica
Lineage: Eukaryota; Fungi; Glomeromycota; Glomeromycetes; Diversisporales; Gigasporaceae
Source: the annotation of a GenBank genome assembly
AAGAAGUACUUGAAUAUCGUGAUCUUGAGAGUUAUAGACCUAAGAGUUAUAGGCUUAAGAGUCACAGGCUUAGAUCACAACUAGAGCUUUGGAUUUGUGUUAGAGCUUGGUUAAAAUUACAGGCUUG